Messenger RNA from Mercenaria mercenaria, 1028 nucleotides. RefSeq lists its product as uncharacterized. Lineage: Eukaryota; Metazoa; Mollusca; Bivalvia; Venerida; Veneridae. The transcript has 5 exons. Gene Ontology annotation, cellular component: MIS12/MIND type complex. Gene Ontology annotation, biological process: chromosome segregation. The coding region runs from base 34 to 612 and encodes 192 amino acids. The record is from RefSeq and is a predicted model, not a curated record.
UCGUUUAAGAUAUAAAACCGCGGGAUAUUCAAGAUGGCGGCGACUGAGGAAAAUAACACGGAAAUGAAGGAAUCUGUUGAAAAUACUUCGUCUGCAGAUGUUUCUGUUGAUGGUAGACGGAUGAAGAUACUACGCAGUGUUAUGCUUAAAACGAUCAAGUCAUACACUGGAAAUUUAAAACUGAUCAAGCCAUUGACUGGUGUCAGUACUGCUCAUUUGGAACUUCUGCACAGUAAAGCCAGCUCACUGCUUGAAACCAACAUUCAGAGUGAACUGGAAGAGAUAUACAAGGAGGAAAAUCUAGAAAUUUUACUGAACAGCCUGGAUAAAUUGAUAGCAGAAAACCCAGCACCCACUAAUACUGUGGCAUGGAGACCAAGCAGUAAUGUUGAGCAGGAUGCAAGAUGUGAUGUUGCCGUGUUGAAGAGAGAAAAGUUAAAGGUUCUCGAGAAUACUCUCAAUGACCUCGAAGCACAGAACAAACUGUUGGUAGAUAGGGUACAGAAAAGAGAACAACAUCUACUAAGAACGAGGGAUAAAAUUUCGUGUAUUGCUGAAGAUUUUGAACAGAUUGUUGAUACAGAAAACACAGCAAAUCUAAAGACCAAGUAAACAGAUUGGUUGACAGAAAUAUGCUGCUGAAUGGUCAAUAUUAUUCAGAAGUGAGGCGGAUUUGUUCAGAUGUGUAAACAGCUGUAAUAUAUGGAGAUAUGUAAACAGCUAUGAUACAUGAUGUGUAAACAGCCUUAACAUAUGGAGAAAUAUAAACAGCUGUGAUAUAUGAAGAUGUGUAAACAGCUGUGAUAUUUGAAGAUGUGUAAAAAGCUGUGAUAUUUGAAGAUGUGUAAAAAGCUGUGACAUACGAAAACUGCUGACCAGCAGGUUUUAUUUUAAUCAGUAUAUUUGGAAAAUUAGCCUAACAUGCAAAACUUGGACUUUUUAUGACGGUUUUUGUCUAAGAUAAGAAAUAUCUGUGUUCAUAUGUAUGUGCUAAGAGUUAUGAAAAUUAAAAAACUACAAGGAGCUGA